Messenger RNA from Salvelinus fontinalis (brook trout), 8712 nucleotides. RefSeq names its product receptor-type tyrosine-protein phosphatase S-like. Gene Ontology annotation, biological process: protein dephosphorylation. Gene Ontology annotation, molecular function: protein tyrosine phosphatase activity; protein binding. The record is from RefSeq and is a predicted model, not a curated record. The transcript has 38 exons. Bases 492 to 5966 code for a protein of 1824 amino acids. Lineage: Eukaryota; Metazoa; Chordata; Actinopteri; Salmoniformes; Salmonidae.
UGAGAGAGCGAACAGGAGAGAGGGGGGAGAGGGAGGAAGGGCAUUGAGGAGGAAGACAGUGAGUAUCAAUUGACAACGAGCAGUGUCUAAAGCCGCUCGACCGGAGAUGGUCCCCCCAAACACGGGCGCAGAAUAGUGGUCCUGCAAGGCGAGAGGACAGCCGAGGACGCCGGCGAUGCAUGCGUUCACUGCCGAAAAAUCUAACCUUUCAGAGGAUCUCUCCUGUCAAAUGGGAUUAUUAUUUCUGUCGGGGGUUAAAGGGAAGCUGCCAGCUGCAAGUCCAUGCACAUUCAUUUAUCCGAUCAAAAACAAGACGGAGCACUCACUUUCUCCAUAAAGGUCCGCUGGAUGGUCACACUGAGGAUUCCACAGAGCAGGCCAUGAUGCCUCAGCCUCAGUCAGGGCUGUAGAAAACACACAGAGAGUGCCAAGCCCUGUUGAGUGAAGUCCCCCCCCAACCCCCACCUCCAUCCCCAGUCGCCGGAGUUACCAUGGUUCCCCCCAGUCCGGGUGGAACCGUAGCCCAGUCCAGGGUGCCUCGCCCUGGGUACGGCCUCUGCCUCUACCCCCCUUUUUUGCUGCCACUGCUGCUGGUGCUCACUUCCCUGCCUAACCUCUCUGACGCCUUAGCGGCGCCCAAGUUUACCAAGAUUCCCGGAGACCAGAUUGGGGUGUCGGGAGGCGUGGCCUCAUUCGUGUGCCAGGCGUCAGGUGACCCCAAGCCCAUGGUCAACUGGAACAAGAAGGGCAAGAAGGUCAACUCCCAACGCAUAGAGACGAUAGAGUUUGAUGAUGGAGCGGGGGCCGUGCUGAGGAUCCAGCCUCUCAGGGCCCCCCGAGAUGAAAACGUCUAUGAGUGUGUGGCCCGCAACAGUGAGGGAGAGGUGGCCACCACCGCCAAGCUAGCCAUCAUACGAGAGGAUCUGUUGCCGUUUGGUUUCCCCAGCAUCGACAUGGGACCCCAGCUGAAAGUGGUGGAGAGGACCAGGACGGCCACCAUGCUGUGUGCUGCCAGCGGCAUCCCAGACCCAGAGAUCUCCUGGUUCAAAGAUUUCCUACCUGUAGAACCCAGGUCCAGCCUGGGACGCAUCAAACAACUACGCUCAGGUGCCCUGCAGAUCGAGAACAGUGAAGAGACCGACCAGGGGAAGUAUGAGUGUGUGGCCACUAACUCUCAGGGCGUACGCUACUCUUCCCCAGCCAACCUGUAUGUGCGAGAGCUACGAGAAGGAUCAACAGACAAAUUGCGUCGCGUGCCCCCUCGUUUCUCCAUCCUGCCCGCCAACCAUGAGAUCAUGCCUGGCGGCAGCGUCAACAUCACCUGUGUGGCGGUGGGCUCGCCCAUGCCCUAUGUCAAAUGGAUGCUGGGUAUUGAGGACCUGACCCCGGAAGACGAGAUGCCGGUGGGACGCAAUGUUUUGGAGCUCAACGGAGUGAGAGAGUCGGCCAACUACACCUGCGUGGCUAUGAGCAGUCUGGGGAUUAUAGAGGCCACCGCACAGGUGUCAGUUAAGACUCUUCCCAAGCCUCCCGGUACCCCCAUCGUCACAGAGACGACCGCCACCAGCGUUACCAUCACCUGGGACUCCGGUAACCCCGACCCGGUGUCCUAUUACAUCAUCCAGUACCGGGCCAAGACACCGGACAGCAAGUAUGAGGCGGUGGACGGUAUCACCACCACCAGGUACAGCAUCGGAGGGCUCUACCCCAACACGGAGUACGAGGUUAGGGUGUCGGCCUUCAACAGCAUCGGCCAGGGCCCCUCGUCCACCCGGGUAGAGGCCAGGACAGGGGAACAGGCCCCGGCUAGCCCCCCCAGGAACGUCCAGGCUAGGAUCAUCUCCCAGAACACUGUCAUGGUCCGCUGGGAAGAACCGGAGGAGCCCAACGGACAGGUGAAAGGUUACCGGGUGUACUACACCAUGGACCCAUCUCAGCCCAUGAGUCUGUGGCAGAUCCAUAACGUCCAGGACAGCACCAUCACCACCAUCCAGAGCCUGGUACCCUCUGAGACAUACACAGUCAGAGUACUGGCCUUCACCUCUGUGGGAGACGGACCCUUCUCUGACUCCGUCCAUGUUAAAGUUCUGCCCGGAGUUCCAGGGCAGCCAGGGAAGUUCAAAGUGGGAAAGGUGACAGACACCAGUAUACAGCUCACCUGGGAACCUUCCUACACCAAGGAGGGCAUCGUCAACUACGAACUGCUCUACAAACCUGUCAAGUUUGGCAGCCUGGAGAAGUUGACGUUUGGGCCCCGGGCGUCGUACACAGUGGAGGGUCUGAGGGCUAACACAGAGUACUCCUUCUCCCUGGCAGCCAUUUCUAACAAAGGCAUCGGAGCCUUCACCAACGAGCUGGUCCAGAGGACAUCACAAGCCAAGCCAUCGGCUGCGCCCCUAGGCGUGUCCUGUGACAGCCCCAGGUCCACCUCCCUGAGGGUAAGUUGGAAACCACCACCCACUGAGACCCAAAAUGGCGUGCUGACUGGCUAUGAGCUGCGCUACCAGCAAGUGGUGUCUGGGGCCAGGGUUGAAGGUCAGGGUCCGGAGGUGAAGGGGCCUCCCAUCCCCCCAGAGCAGGGGCAAGUGGUGUUGGAGGGGCUAGAAAAGUGGACCUGGUACCGCGUUAUCCUGGCAGCUUUCACUACCGAGGGGUCCGGACCGGAGAGCCCGGCGCUGCUCUGCCGUACGGACGACGACGUCCCGGGUGCGGCCCCUCGGCAGGUGGAGGUCCAGCCCUUCAACUCCACGGCCCUCAGGGUCACCUGGCGAUCUGUGUUGGCAAGGCAACGCCAAGGCCAGAUCCGUGGUUACCAGGUGCACUAUGCUCACGUGGAGAGCGGCUCGUCACGCACCCUUCCCCGGAUCAAAGACCUGCUAUUGGACGACAGCCAGUUUGUGGAGGAUGACUUUACUGAAUACGAGAUGAUUGUGGGGGGUCUUAAGCCAGAGACCUCUUACUCUGUGUCUGUGGCUGCUUACACCACUAAAGGGGACGGAACACACAGUAAAGCCAGGGUGGUGCAGACACUGGGGAUUGUGCCUGGUGCCCCCUCCCUGUCAGUGCGCCCGGGAUCUGAGUCCUCCGUGGUGGUGAGAUGGGGGCCCCCUUCAAGAGGGUCAGACUCGGGUCCAGGUGCCAAAGGGUCUGAAAUUCAGAUCCAGGGUUACCGGCUACAGUUUGGGCUGAAGAAUGCCACUCUGGACACUAUGGUGGAGUUUUCGUCCAGGGAGCGAACGUACACUCUCACAGACGUAAUUCCAGAUGUCCCGAGGAACUUCUCAGUGAACCUGGCGACCAAGACGAGUGUUCUGCUGACCUGGGAGUUCCCCGACAGCCCCUACCCAUACCACUUUACUGUGGAGUAUAAUCAUCAGAAGAUAGAGGUGGAUGCCAGGCUGAGGAAAACGGUGAUCCCCAACCUGCAGCCUGAUACUGACUAUGACUUCAAGAUCACCUCCCCCGAGGGCAACAUGGGCCGACUGAGGCACCGCAUCCUAGCCAAGACGUCUCCACUAAUCGGCAUCCGUCGCCCGGAAAUAGACCACACCCGGGACACGGAGACCACCAUCACCAUCAUUCUGCCUUCACUGGAGAACCGGAGCCCUGUCAAGAACGUGUAUGUGGUGGUAGUUCCACUGAGGAGGGCGAGGGGGGUCAUCAGGCAUCUCAAGAACCCAGACGAGAUGGACCUGGAGGAGUUGUUGGACAUCAGUCAAAGACAGAGGGACUCUAGACAGCAAAAACAGGUUGACCUGCGUCGAGCCUACAUCACCGCCCGCUUCACCCCGGAUACCCUGCCAGCCUUCUUCACUCUGGGGGACCAGCUGGAUUACGGAGGCUUUGAGAACCGCGCUCUAGAACCGGGACAGGAGUACGUGUUCUUCAUCCUGGCGGAACUCAACGGCACCACAGGGAAGAUGUACGGGGCCAGCCCCUACACAGACCCAGUGAUAGCCCCUGACUCAGACCCCCAGCCCCUGGAUGCGGGGGACGGUCUUAUCUGGGUGGUGGGACCCGUCCUGGCCGUGGUCUUCAUCAUCUGCAUCGUCAUCGCCAUCCUGCUCUACAAGAACAGCAAGCCAGACAGUAAGAGGAAGGAGUCUGAGCCAGGCACCAAGAGCCUUCUGGGCAACGCUGAGAUGAUGGCCCACCACCCCACAGACCCCGUUGAGAUGAGACGCAUCAACUUCCAGACCCCUGGUAUGAUGAGCCACCCUCCCAUCCCCAUCACAGAGCUGGCUGAACACACAGAGCUGCUCAAGGCCAACGACAACCUGCGUCUGUCUCAGGAGUACGAGUCCAUUGACCCUGGUCAGCAGUUUACCUGGGAGCACUCCAACCUGGAGGUGAACAAGCCCAAGAACCGCUAUGCUAACGUCAUCGCCUACGACCACACUCGCGUCGUCCUCGCUCCAAUAGAGGGUUCAAGUCCAGGUAUACUGGGUAGUGACUACAUCAAUGCUAACUACAUUGACGGCUACAGGAAGCAGAAUGCCUACAUCGCCACACAGGGCCCGCUGGCAGAGACGUUCGGGGACUUCUGGAGGAUGGUGUGGGAACAGAGAGCAGCCUCCGUGGUCAUGAUGACUCGCCUGGAGGAGAAGUCACGGGUGAAGUGUGACCAGUACUGGCCGACCCGUGGUUCAGAGACCUAUGGGAUGACCCAGGUCACCCUACUGGACACUAUGGAACUGGCCACCUUCUGCGUGCGCACCUUCUCCCUGCACAAGAGUGGUAGUAGUGAACGGAGGGAGGUGCGUCAGUUCCAGUUCACUGCCUGGCCGGACCACGGAGUACCAGAGUACCCCACCCCGUUCCUUGCCUUCCUACGCAGGGUUAAAGCCUGCAACCCCCCUGACGCAGGUCCUGUCAUCGCACACUGCAGUGCGGGGGUGGGCCGCACCGGCUGUUUCAUCGUGAUCGACGCCAUGCUGGAGAGAAUCAGACACGAGCGCACGGCUGACGUCUACGGUCACGUGACCCUGAUGAGGUCACAGCGGAACUACAUGGUGCAGACGGAGGACCAGUACGGCUUCAUCCACGAGGCGCUGCUGGAAGCAGUGGCUUGUGGGAACACGGAGGUGGCGGCCAGGAGCCUGUUCUCCUACAUGCAGAAGCUGGGCCAGGUGGAGAAUGGAGAGCACGUCACCGGCAUGGAGCUGGAGUUCAAGCGUCUGGCCAACACAAAAGCCCACACGUCUCGGUUCGUCAGUGCCAACCUGCCGUGUAACAAGUUCAAGAACCGCCUGGUCAACAUCAUGCCCUACGAGACCACCCGUGUCUGUCUGCAGCCAAUCAGAGGCCUGGAGGGCUCAGACUACAUCAACGCCAGCUACAUUGAUGGAUACAGGCAGCAGAGAGGUUACAUCGCCACCCAGGGUCCACUGGCUGAGACCACAGAAGACUUCUGGAGAAUGCUGUGGGAACACAACUCUACCAUCGUUGUCAUGCUCACUAAACUGAGAGAGAUGGGACGGGAGAAGUGCCAUCAGUACUGGCCUGCGGAGCGUUCAGCCAGAUACCAGUACUUUGUAGUGGAUCCCAUGGCUGAAUACAACAUGCCCCAGUACAUCCUCAGAGAGUUCAAAGUCACUGACGCAAGGGAUGGCCAAUCGCGGACAGUUCGUCAGUUCCAGUUCACUGAUUGGCCAGAGCAGGGAGUUCCGAAAUCUGGAGAGGGCUUCAUCGACUUCAUUGGCCAGGUGCACAAAACCAAGGAGCAGUUUGGUCAGGACGGCCCAAUCAGUGUCCACUGCAGUGCGGGUGUAGGGCGAACUGGAGUCUUCAUCACUCUGAGCAUUGUUCUGGAGAGGAUGCGUUACGAGGGAGCUGUGGACAUCUUCCAGACAGUCAAGAUGCUGAGGACACAACGCCCUGCCAUGGUGCAGACGGAGGAUGAGUACCAGUUCUCCUACCAGGCUGCCCUGGAGUACCUGGGGAGUUUUGACCACUAUGCAACCUAAGAGAGGAGAGGAACUGUCAUCCCUCCUUCCUUCUGCUCAGAUAGAGGUCCACAGAGAAACAAGGAACAACCAACGAGAGAAGCAGGCUGGAAAACGACAAAACAAUGAACCUUAAAUCCCACCUGAGGGACGACACUACUAACAAGGAGUAAUCAUACAAGAACAUCAGCAACAAACAACAACAACAACAACAACAACUAGAUGAAUGUCAAAGAAAACCUGCGCUCUCAGGAAAGACCUGGAAAGGGUGUGUUGGGAGUCGGAGACAGACUAUUACAUGUGUAAUCCUGCUUAUUCUUCUUACCUCAGUGUUCAAAAUGUGGAGGACUUAUAAUACCUGUGUGUGUUGUGGUCAGCUAUUUCAAAAACGAAACCAGUGAAAAACAAAACUGCUUCAGAAACAGGAGUUAUGAUAUGUAUGUGUAAAAAAAUACAAGGACACAAAAAGCCUGGAUAUUUGCUGCACCCUAAAUGGGUUUUUAUGUUAUUACCUUUCUAUCUAUGGGUUAAGUGUAUGAGGGGUGAAAGUGCAAAGGUGAACGUUUUCAUGUGUCUGUCGUUUUGCAUUCUGGUGUCUGUUGCUGCCACAGCUAGUCCUGGCUUAACCUGAGCACAGUUUUAGACAGAGGACUAAACCUAGUCCUAGACAUCAAAGUAGGACUAGAGGGACGGUUUGAGCUGCAUGUCUGUGAUUGGACGCCAGGCUCUCCUACCCACAGUGCCAAGAGAAACCACGCUGUUCCUGGGCAGAUGGAAAAUGUACUUUGACCUCUGAUGAGGAGGAAUGGUGCCCUACUAUCUGUACAUCCAGCUUACAAUACAUGAGCGGUAAACUCACAGAUCUAGAACCAGUUUACCCUCCUUAAAUUGUAACCUAAACCAUUUGGGUGAAAAAGCUAAACUGACCUUGAUCAGUGUCUGGGGGCAACUUCACCCUACUCCAAGUGGGGAUCAAUAUUAUUACAAGUUAAAGUUUAGUCAUCCAUGCCUACUUGCUAUUGCUGACAUCAUAUUUCAUAACCUAAUGACAGUAAAGGUUAAACACAGUUCAGGCAAUUCCAUUUCAACCCCAGUCAGUCAUUUCAGGAGAUUCCAUGUAUGAAAUGAAUGUUGUCUAUAUUUUUCUUGGAGGACCAUUUCGAUGAAUGAACAGAAUUUCAAAUAAUGGUCUUUUUUUUGGGGGGGGGGGGGGGGGGGGGUAAAUUUCCAGCUUCUGCAGAAAUAAUUGUAAGGAUCCUAUUCAUUGUGGUUCAGUGUCUUUGCCUUAUGUUUCACCAUGUUGGUUAUCUGCUGCUUAGGCUGUAUCCCAUCUACCUGAGCUAAGCAUUGAGUGCCAUGAUGUAGCUUACACCUAUUUGAAUUCUGUCCCCAUACAUUGGAAUGGUCCUGAUGGCUCAGUGGGUUGGAGCCUGGUUCUGACAGCAUUAAGGUUGUGGGUUAAAUCCCUGCUUGGGGCUACGUAUACGGUACUGAAUAUGUGUGUUAACUGCGAGUCGCUUUGGAUGAAAUGAGCUUUGCUUGUUAAACAAUGUAAAUCCCAACGGGUUGAGAGUAGAAGAAAGAGGUUUGAACUCAAACUCAACCCACUCUCUUCCUCUCAGUCCCUCCCUCGGCUCACAGUGGCUCUUCACUGCUUCUCUCCGGUUUCUCUCUGCUCGUAGUCUUAUUGUGCAGACAACAAAAAAACGAACGACACAACCCAAUGCUUUCCCUCAAGUCCACUCCGACGUCCCCCCACCAGCCCUUGAGAUGUUGUCCUCUUCUCUUAUUCAUUUGAUGUACUAUAAUCUGCUUCCCCAGAUACGUCGUGAUUGUAGAGCACAGUAUGGUUUAUCGUACAUGAACUUGAACUGUACAUACCGUCUGACGUAUAGAGUUCUUUAUAGUCCAGUACAUAGGCCUGAGCAUAAGGCGUACAUGCAGUACAACACGCAUAAUUAUUUAUUAUCCAAAAAAAAGAGCCUUAUUGUUAUUGUUGACUUUGUCAAAUAUUUAUUUGAUAUGAUUUUUUAAAUAUUUAUUAUCAUUCUAUUUUGUUACUGUUAUUAAGACUUGAUUUUUUACUAUUGGUUGAUUUGUUUAUUUAUAGUUUUAUUUGGGAAAAUAACCGAAUAUAACCAAUGAGAUGUUGUUUACUUGGCAAGCCAAUUUUACUGUAUGAUAUCGUCAAUGUUUUUUUAAUUGUCUUUUUUAUUUGCUUUAGUACAAUGUGUACAGCACUCUGUGUAGAGUGCUAUUUGAUACUGAUGUCCUCAUAGAUAGAUACUUAGAGCCAGACCUAGUUUCAGUUCAGUGACUCCCCCCGCUCCCAUUAUCAUAGUUAAAGUGGUACGAUCCGAUCGCCAAUACGGCGGCAUAGAUAGAGAGAUUAAACGGGUCGAGGAAAGUACAGUAGUUGUUUAAAGUCUAUGCUACACUGUUCAAAUAUAGUGUGCUACUAUAGAUCGAAGGAGUAUAUGAUAACAUUUUCGGACAAAUGGUGGGGAAAGUAUUUAACAAUUAAGUUAUCCGGAUAAUGCAAUUUAAGUGUGGUCCAAACGUUUAUCUGGUUUGACUUAAAAUGUUAAUAAUUAAAAUAUAAAUACACCUGAAAUGAAAGACCCACAGACUAAACAUGUGACAUCAAGUAAGGGCCAGUUUCUAUGGCAUCACAUAUAUCCUGUUACCUGGUAACUGUUAUUUUCUUUCAACCCUGGUUGUAGAUAGUAUUGUAUGUUGACUUUGUAUUAAAAGCAGGAUGAUUGGA